UCAGUGUGGCCAGCUUCACUGAGCGUCAUGGCUUCUAUAUUGGCAGCCCCGCUAAUUCUAGGAGUACCGGCGGAAAUCUACUUCUACGGGGCCCAGUUUUCGUACUUUGUGCUGGGCAUUAUGGUGGCAAUCCCCAUAUUUGCCCACCUCUUCUUGUCAAGGUUUUACAAAUUGGAGAUAUCAAGUAUAUAUGAGUAUUUAGAGUACAGAUUCAGCAAACCUGUCCGAUCGUUAUGUUCGGCUAUAUUCGCUCUCAGUCUUAUAGUCCACAUUGGAAUCAUAACGUACGCACCGGCCAUUGUUCUGUCGGAAAUGACCGCAAUAUCAACACAGCUGGCAGUUUUUGGCGUUGGUUUCAUUGGGAUCGUGUACACAACUGUGGGUGGCUUGAAGGGGGUAAUAUGGGUUGAUGCCAUACAAAUGCUGAUCAUACUGGCCAGCCUGCUGGGCCUGAUUAUUAAAGGCAGUCUCAACGUGGGCGGGUUCGGGGAGGUCAUGAGGAUCAAUUACCAGUGGGGUAGAAUAGAGGGACCAUCAUUCUCUGUGAUUCCAAGUGAACGCCACACGGUUUGGACGCAGAUGAUUGGCGGGGGUAUGAGUAUUCUGGCCCUCUACAACAACCAAGCCAUCGUGCAAAAAUUCUUGGGUCUCAAAUCUCUUAAACAUGUCUAUAUCACCGCCUACAUUUCGAUGGUGGUCAGCUGUUUGUACUUCAGCAUGUUCGUCUUCAUUGGGCUGGUCAUCUUCGCCAACUACUCCACUUGUUCUCCCUUCUUGAAUGGAGCCAUCAGUUUCGCUAAUAAAGAUAAUCUGGUACCAUAUUUUGUCCUGUCCGUAUUUCAAGACUACCCUGGUAUGGCCGGCCUAUUCACUGCUUGCGUAUUCUGUGCAUCCCUCAGGUUUGUCAUCCAUUACAUAAAAUUUAGUUUAAUUUAG
Messenger RNA from Helobdella robusta, 936 nucleotides. RefSeq lists its product as hypothetical. Gene Ontology annotation, molecular function: symporter activity. The record is from RefSeq and is a predicted model, not a curated record. Lineage: Eukaryota; Metazoa; Annelida; Clitellata; Rhynchobdellida; Glossiphoniidae. Gene Ontology annotation, biological process: transmembrane transport; sodium ion transport. The annotation marks the transcript as partial. Gene Ontology annotation, cellular component: membrane. The transcript is spliced from 8 exons.